ACAACAGGGCAGCGGCCUCUGUGGGCUCCUCGCCCCGGGCUGUGCUGCCUGGGAUCCAGCCCAUCCUUGUGUCCACCGUCCCCUGUGGGAUGGGGACACAGGGAGCUUCCGUUCCGAGAGAGGAAGGCAGAUGCUCGAAGUAAAACACACGUCUUCAAGGAGUGACAGGUGCUGAGAAGAAAGCGGAACUCGGCCGGGGCCAGCUUGCCUCCGACUGACGGUCAGUUGAGGGCCCCUCUGGGAGGCGGCAUCUCAGACACACCUCCACUGUCCCCCACCCAUUCAGAAGCAGUUCCUGGCAAGGGCCACCAGCCUGUGGCUGGACCAGGAUGAGCAUGGAGAGGCACCCCAGCCAGAGGACAGAGCCCCUGGGCAGCCUCCCAGUGCGGGUGAAUUCCGGGAGCUCAGAGCCCGGGAAGCAGGACUUGCCUGAGGCAGGAGCGGAGCAGGAACUCAGGUGGAUUGAGCUGGGCUCCGAGGAGGCCCUGGGAGCUGGGGCCCAGGGGCCCAGGGCCCCACAGGCCUGGGGGGGCCUUCUGCAGGCUGUGUGGAGCGGUCACCCAGGCCUCACAAUGCAGCUGCUGCGGCAGGGGGCCAGUGUGGAGGAGAGGGACAGCGCGGGAAGGACCCCGCUCCAUUUGGCCGUGCUGCGCGGCCACGUGCCCCUGGUGCGGCUCUUGCUGCAGCGCGGGGCCCCGGUGGAAGCCACGGACUGCGCGGGGCGCACGCCGCUGCACGAGGCCCCCUGGCACGGGCACUCGCAGGUGGCCGAGCUGCUGCUGCGUCGUGGAGCCCCGACGGCGGCGCGCUCCGGGGCGGGCCUCUUGCCGCUGCACUGCGCAGCCGCGCUGGGCUGCACGCUGCUGGCUGGGCUUCUGCUGCGUGCGCCAGGCCCGGGCCCCGAGGCGGCGGACGCGCACGGCUGGACGGCGGCGCACUGGGCGGCCGCGGGGGGCCAGCUGCCGGUGCUGGAGCUGCUGGCGGCACGGGGUGGCGCGGGCCUGGACGGCGCCCUGCUGGUGGCCGCCGCGGCAGGGCGCGCGGCGGUGCUGCGCCUGCUCCUGGACUGUGGCGCGCGAGUGGACGCCCGGGACGGCGCGGGAGCCACAGCGCUCAGCGUCGCCGCCGACUUGGGGCGCCAGCAGGACAUGGAGGUGCUGCUUGACCAUGGGGCAGACCCGCGCCUCCGGGACAAGCACGGACGCGCUGCACUCCACAGAGCGGCCGCCAGGGGGCACCUGCCUGCCGUCCAGCUGCUGGCAUCCCGGGGAGCGGAGGUGGACGCUCAAGACUCCUUGGCCCUCACCCCUCUGCACCAUGCUGCUCGGGGAGGCCACGUGGAAGUCGCCAGACACCUCCUGGACAGUGGUGCACAGGUCAACGCUACUGGUUGGCUUCACAGGACACCCCUGCACCUCGCUGUGGAGCGUGGCCACGGCCCCACAGCAGAGCUGUUGCUGAGCCGGGGUGCCAGCCCCGCCGUAGGCACACCGUGGGGUGAGGUGACCCAGGACCUGGUGUCCGAGGGGGACCUGGCCCAGGCCCGGCCCACCCUUGGCAGGGAGCAGAAUGACUGCUAGGGGCACACAGCCCCGUGGGCCUGAGCCUGCAUGGCCAGCACUGGACAGAAACCUCCCCAGUACCACAGCCCUGGUCCUCUACCAGGCUCUGCCCUUCUGCGCUGAGGCCACGGGUGGUGUGGCUCGGAGAACAGCCCAGCCGAGAG
Phyllostomus discolor (pale spear-nosed bat) is the source of this 1726-nucleotide messenger RNA. It is a transcript of the gene ANKRD65, whose product is annotated as ankyrin repeat domain 65. The transcript is spliced from 5 exons. Gene Ontology annotation, cellular component: cytoplasm; nucleus. Gene Ontology annotation, molecular function: protein binding. Lineage: Eukaryota; Metazoa; Chordata; Mammalia; Chiroptera; Phyllostomidae. Bases 330 to 1580 code for a protein of 416 amino acids. The record is from RefSeq and is a predicted model, not a curated record.